AUGUCAAAACCUUGUAUGGCAGAUGACACCUGGACAAGUAGUAGAUUUGACAUGGACAACACACGCGAUCCAUCUCUUGAUUCUCAUGACUUCAUAAAUCAUGGUUUUCUUCUGUGGAACCAAAGUAGACAGCAGUGGAUAGGAAAUAAAAGAAAUAGACAAAGAAACAAGCCUCGCGAACCAAGAUUGAGUAAGAAUGUUACGUAUGAUAGUUUGCUAGGUAGCAACAAGCCCUUUGCAAAGCCCAUUCCUCUUUCUGAAAUGGUAGAUUUUUUGGGGGAUGUAUGGGAGCAGGAAGGGUUGUAUGAUUGAAAAUAGGUGGAAAUUAAACUUAGUCUUGAAUUGUGGUUUAAAAUAACACAUUAGGUUAUUAUGUUGAAUUCUUUUUAUUUUUAUUUUUAUUUAUUAUGCUUACUGUAACCUUUAUUUAUUUUUCUGGUAUUGGACUAUUUAACUGACUAGAUCCAUAGGCAGAACUUGUAAAAACCCCCUGGUUUAAACUUUAAACUUUAAACUUGUAACUUUAUUUCUCACCUAGGGAUGUAAGAUGUUGCAUAAAAUACAAGAAAAGGAAAA
Lactuca virosa is the source of this 576-nucleotide messenger RNA. The record is from the annotation of a GenBank genome assembly. Lineage: Eukaryota; Viridiplantae; Streptophyta; Magnoliopsida; Asterales; Asteraceae.